AUGCUUCUCACUCAUUUUGCAACUAUUGCUGCUCUGGUGGUGUUGGCUGUUGCUGCUCCUGCACGACCUGUUCCUCGAGAUGUCUCGACCGAUGUCCUCGGCCAAUUGAACUUGUUCGCGCAAUAUGCUGCAGCAUCAUAUUGCACAAAUAAUGUCAACUCCACCGGCGAUGGACUCUCUUGUCUAGAGGGAAACUGUCCAUCCGUCCAAUCCGCCGAGACAACCACGAUCUACGAGUUCGAUGAAUCCACCGAAUUCGGUGACGUCGCCGGAUUCCUCGCUGCCGAUCAGACAAAUAACCUCCUCGUGCUCUCCUUCCGGGGAAGCCGAACACUAAGCACCUGGAUUGCGAACCUGGACUUCGGUCUGACCGACGCCAGCAGUCUAUGCAGCGACUGCGAAGUUCACAGUGGCUUCUGGAAGUCAUGGGAAACAGUGGCAGACGACUUGACCGUCAAGAUCAAGGCUGCCUUGUCAACCUACUCUGGCUACACACUGGUCCUAACAGGCCACAGCUUCGGCGCUGCCGUUGCCACACUUGGAGGCACUGUCCUUCGGAAUGCAGGGUAUGAGUUGGAACUUUAUACAUACGGCCAACCCAGACUGGGGAAUGAAGCAUUGGCAACAUAUAUCACAAACCAAGGCACAGUAUACAGAGUGACACAUACCGACGACGUGGUUCCAAAAUUACCACCUGCAUCCUUUGGAUUCAGUCAUUCUAGCCCUGAGUACUGGAUUACCAGUGGCAAUAAUGUGGCGGUGACUUCUAGUGAUGUGACUGUUAUCGAAGGUGUGGGUUCUAAGGCUGGGAAUGCUGGCACGGCAAAUCCCGAUGUCGAGGCUCAUAAUUGGUAUUUGAUUUAUAUUGAUCAGUGUCAAUAG
Molecule: messenger RNA, 882 nt
Organism: Penicillium antarcticum
Lineage: Eukaryota; Fungi; Ascomycota; Eurotiomycetes; Eurotiales; Aspergillaceae
Product: lipase family protein
Exons: 4
Coding region: 1-882 (293 amino acids)
Biological process (GO): lipid catabolic process
Source: RefSeq, a predicted model, not a curated record